AAACAAGUGUUUACAGGAAUGAGGUCUUGGAGAGCAAGGAAUCGUUUGACCUUGUUUUGUGGUCUGCUGCUGUCCCUCUCCACUAUUUGCCCAUGGCCCGCAAACGGAGAAAUCUGUGGUCCAGCCAUCGACAUUGGAAACGAAAUCAGCGAUUUCAAGAAACUGGAGAACUGUACGGUGGUUGAGGGCUACCUGCAGAUUCUUCUUAUCGGAGGCAAGAACAACAACAAUCAGGAGGUCUUCCGCACCCUCAGUUUUCCCAAGCUGACCAUGAUUACAGACUAUCUUCUCCUCUUCCGUGUUGCUGGUCUGGACAGCCUGAGCACCCUUUUCCCGAACCUUACGGUCAUCCGAGGCCGCAAUCUCUUCUACAACUAUGCCCUUGUCAUAUUUGAGAUGAACAACUUGAAGGACAUUGGCCUUUACAGCUUACGGAACAUCACUCGAGGCGCAAUACGGAUCGAGAAGAACCCGGAGCUCUGCUACUUGGAUUCUGUUGACUGGUCCCUCAUUAUGGAUGCUGAUUUUAACAACAUCAUUGCGGGAAACAAGAAGGCCAAAGAGUGUGGAGAUGUCUGCCCAGGGAUCAUGGAGGACAAACCGCUAUGUAUCAAGACCACCUUCAACGAUAAUAGCAGGGACCGCUGCUGGACCUCCAACCACUGUCAGAAAGUGUGUCCGAAAGAGUGCGGGCAGCGGGCGUGCACAGCCAACAACGAGUGCUGCCACCCUCAGUGCCUGGGCAGCUGCACAGUGCCUAACAGUGACAGGGCCUGUGCUGCCUGCCAGCACUACUACCAUGAGGGCAGCUGCGUGCAGGACUGCCCCGCAGACACCUACAAGUUUGAGGGCUGGCGCUGCAUCACCAUGGACCUGUGCUCCAGAGUCCACCUGCCCGACUACGACCGCUUCGUCAUCCACGGAGGAGAGUGCAUGGCGGACUGCCCGCCAGGAUUCACCCGCAAUGAGAGCCAGAGCAUGUUCUGCAGUGCCUGUGAUGGCUUAUGUGACAAGAUCUGCGAUGGAAAAGUGAUUGACUCUGUAGAUUCUGCACAGUCGCUAAAGGGCUGCACUGUUAUUAAAGGCAACCUGCACAUCAACAUCCGCCGUGGCAAUAACAUAGCAUCUGAGCUGGAGAACUUCCUAGGCCUCAUCAAGACAGUGACUGGAUAUGUGAGGAUUCGUCAUUCUCACACUCUGGGCUCGCUGUCCUUCCUCAAGAGCCUUCGUUAUAUCAACGGAGAGGAGCUCUAUGACGAACUGUAUGCCUUCUCUGCGGUGGAUAACCAGCACCUCCAGUUUCUGUGGGACUGGUCACAGCACAAUCUGACCAUCUAUACAGGGAAGCUCUUCUUCCGAUUCAACCACAAGCUGUGCAUGUCUGAGAUUCGCAAGAUGUGGCUGAAUACAGGCAUCAAGGAGAAGUUCGUUGAAGAAGACUUCCGGAAUAAUGGAGACCGUGCAAGCUGUGAAAGCAAAAUCCUGAAGUUCAUCAACAAUAGCACUCGGAGUAACAUGAUAACAUUGAUGUGGGAGCGUUAUCGACCGCCAGACUACAGGGACCUUGUCAGUUUUGUAGUGUACUACAAAGAAGCGCCUUUUCAGAACAUCACCGAGUUUGAUGGUCAGGAUGGCUGUGGAUCCAAUAGUUGGAUGACGGUAGAUGUGGACUUGCCCCAGGACGAAAACAAAAACCCUGAAAUCCACCUGUCUGGCCUCAAGCCCUGGACACAGUAUGCCAUCUUUGUGAAGGCUGUCACAUUGGUGGUGGAGGACAAAGACAGACACAUUCUCGGGGCUAAGAGUGAGUUGGUGUACAUUCAGACGAAGCCUUCAGCACCCACAAUGCCUGUCGAGGUCCGCGCCUACUCUAACUGGUCCACAAGUCUGGUAGUCCGAUGGUCUCCUCCUGUGUCUCCUAAUGGGAAUCACACCUACUAUCUACUUCGUUGGCAACAGCAGGGGGAAGACCGUGAACUCUACCAACACAACUACUGUUCCAAAGAACUAAAAAUUCCCAUCAGGAUGCCAGCCACAGGGGUAAUGGACAUCACAGAGGACACGAUGCCCACCAAUCCAGACUCAGUGGGACGAGACAAAACCCCUUGCUGUCCAUGCCCCAAGACGGAAAAGGAGCUGAAACGGAUAGAUGAUGACACUUACUACCGCAAAGCAUUCGAGAACUUCCUCCACAAUUCCAUCUUCAAGCCCAGGCCUCAUGACCGACGGAGGAGGGACCUGUUUGGUGUGGCCAAUGCCACGUUCAUCCACACCCUGCUGGGGCCUAAUGGUAGCUUAUCAGAGGGCAACUUCUCCCACCCGGAGCAUCCCAGGUGGGAAUUCUCCUUCUUUGAGAGGAAGGUGAAGGAGAGGAACGCUGAUAUAAGUGACUUGCAGCCCUUCACAGUCUACCGCAUCGACCUGCAUGCCUGCAACGAGGAGGUCCAGCAGUGCAGCGCCCCCUCCUUCGUCUUCUCCAGGACCAAACCGGCUGACAAAGCAGAUGACAUUCCUGGCCCAGUGACGUGGGAAGGUCAGGAGGACACGGUCAUUCUGAAGUGGCCAGAGCCAGUCAGGCCCAACGGCCUCAUCCUGCUCUACGAGAUCCAGUUCCGCCUGGGCGCCGAGCUGGAGAAGCAUGAGUGUGUGUCACGUCAGCACUAUAAGGAGCACCGAGGUGUGCGGCUCACAAACUUGGGGCCAGGGAACUACUCGGCCCGUGUGCGGGCCACUUCGCUGGCAGGGAACGGCUCAUGGACGGAACCCAUAGCUUUCUAUGUGCCACAGCUUGAACGGUACGAAAACUUGCUGUAUUUAAUAAUCAUCCCCAUCGCUGUGAUCUUUCUGGCCUUCCUUGCUGCGACCCUGGCUCUGGUCAAUAAGAAAAGGAAAAGUGACAGACUGGGAAACGGAGUUCUGUAUGCCUCAGUCAACCCAGAGUAUUUCAGCGCUGCUGAAAUGUAUGUACCUGAUGAGUGGGAAGUGGCACGAGAGAAAAUCACCAUGUGCCGAGAACUGGGCCAGGGCUCCUUCGGUAUGGUGUACGAGGGCAUCGCUAAGGGUGUCGUCAAGGACGAGCCUGAAACCAGGGUGGCUAUCAAAACGGUCAACGAGUCGGCUAGCAUGCACGAGCGCAUCGAGUUUCUUAAUGAAGCAUCUGUCAUGAAGGAGUUUAACUGUCACCAUGUGGUGCGUCUGCUGGGUGUGGUCUCACAGGGACAGCCUACUCUAGUGAUCAUGGAGCUCAUGACACGGGGAGAUCUGAAGAGUUAUCUACGAACGCUACGAUCCAAAGAGAGCACAUCCAGCCUGCCUUUGCCACCGCUGAAGAAGAUGAUUCAGAUGGCUGGAGAGAUAGCAGAUGGCAUGGCAUACCUCAACGCUAACAAGUUUGUCCACCGAGACUUAGCAGCCAGGAACUGCAUGGUGGCUGAAGACUUCACAGUCAAAAUCGGAGAUUUUGGCAUGACGCGGGACAUUUACGAGACCGAUUACUACAGAAAGGGUGGGAAGGGACUUCUGCCUGUGCGCUGGAUGUCUCCAGAAUCCCUCAAAGACGGAGUCUUCACCACCAUGUCUGACGUGUGGUCAUUCGGGGUGGUGUUAUGGGAGAUUGCCACCUUGGCAGAGCAGCCCUAUCAGGGCAUGUCCAAUGAGCAGGUAUUGCGCUUCGUCAUGGACGGAGGCCUGCUGGACAAGCCUGACAACUGCCCAGAUAUGCUGUUCGAGCUGAUGCGCAUGUGCUGGCAGUACAACCCCAAGAUGCGGCCAUCCUUCUUGGAGAUUAUCAGCAGCAUCAAAGAUGACCUGGAGCCGCCCUUCAGGGAGGUCAGCUUCUUCUACAGCGAGGAGAACAAGCCUCCUGACACAGAGGAGCUGGACAUGGAGAAGGUGGGCACCAUGGAAAACGUUCCUCUGGAGCCUUCAACCAGCCUGCAGCCGCUUACUUCUGCUUCAGCCUCGCCCCCGCAGGGCAUCCAGGCCCAGGGCUCGGCCGUCCCAGGACCUUCUUCACCCCCUCCUUCGUCCCCAGGCUCCUCGGGGCUGGACAAACGCACGGGCUCCAGCUCGGGGUCAGUUUCCUCGGCCAAUGGGCCAGCCGUGGUGCUGCGGAGCCCGUUUGACGAGAACCAGCGUUACGCGCACAUGAACGGCGGCCGGAAAAACGAGCGUGCCUUGCCCUUGCCCCAGUCAUCAGCGUGCUGAUCCACACCCUCCCCCCUCAUUUCACCCCUCAGAUCUCUUUCCUAGAUCACAUUGAGCCUCUCUCUUUUUGCCUGGAGCACCCCUUGCCCCACAAGGUCUGUCCAAUCACAUCGUCCCUUCUGGAACGGAAAUGGACAGAAAAGAAAGUAGGCGGGGCAUAAUGGUUUAAAAAACAUGGUGAAAGGUGUCCAGGCUGUACCUUCGAUCAUACCUCAAUGGACGCUGUUUUUGAGGUUUUUUUUUGUUUUUUUGUUUUUUUGUUUUUUGGUUUGUUUUUCGGUUUGUUUUUCUUUAUGUAUUUCUGACCUGCAUUGAUUCAUAGGCAGGUGGCGCAAACCUCCAGAAGUACGGAGAAGUGCUGUAGAAGUACAGAGAAACAGAACUCUGACUGAAAAGGAAAAGAGAAAAAGAAAAUAAUAACUUCCAAGGAGUUUCCAACUCCCUCCUGAGAGCUGGACUGCUUUUAUACUGUUUUUUGUUACUUUUAUAAAUUUCCAAAUAGGGAAAAAAAGGAGUUUAGAAGCCUAAAUGAAAUCAGUCAUUGGUAAGGUGGCAUUAUUGUACCGCAAAAUGGAGCAUAUCUUUAAGCAAAUCCAAGAGAGAAGCACUUGGGGUUGGGGAGGAUGCUCAUGUCUUUGUUUUUGGUCUGUGUGUCCAAAGACAUGCUGUACAGUCAGUGGUGGCACUGAAGAGAGAGUGCCAGAGGGGUUUUUUCUUGAGUAUGUGCUCUUAUGUCACUGUAUCCCCCACCUCAGAGCAGUACAGGGGGGUUUUCAGUGGCCCCUUAUAACUGUGGCUUUAAGCCAGGGCCCGCUGAGGUAGAGCUGGGCAACGGUAGUCAAAACCCCUCACUGUUGGAGUUAUCCUACCGGAAAUUCAAAUUGGUAGAGCAGAAAGUCUCAAACCUGCCAUUUCUUUUUCUUUUUUUUUUUUUGGCCAAAAGAUACACUCUUUCGCUCUCUCAGUCUCUGUUCUCGGCCCUUUUGUGUUCUUCAGAGAGCAUGAAAGCAAAUGCAACACUCCACAUUUUUCAUUUUUUUUACACUGGUGUACAAAUAUAUAUAUAUAUAUCUAUAUAUAAUUUUUUCCAGCUCUUCUUGUGCUUAACAGUUGUGAUCAGUAGAGAGGUAUUUCAGCAUUUCACCGAAUUUGCCUCCUCUUUAUUUUCUUGACCAGAUGUCUGUCUGUCUCUGUCUGUUUGUCUUUUACAUUCGAUUCUACUGCAGAACUUCCAUUGGGUGAGCUAGCCGCAUUCGGUCAGAAACGAGAUGCAAAAAUGAGAAGGAGCACCUAGGAAGAUUAAAAAAGAUGACAAAUGCAACGACCACAAAGCAAGAAAACUCCAGAAGAGAUUAGCAUUGACAAAAAAAAAAGUUGAAUUGAAGGUUUAUUCGUAUGUUCUCAGUCGUAAAGUUGAGGCAUUGUGGAGAGCAGGUAUUUUUGUAGUCCCGUCACAUUUCCCCUACCGUAAUUCAGACAUCUCUCUAUUGGUCUUUCAGUUGUAUGUCGGACCACGGAGCGUACACAUCAUUUUGUUUGUGUCACUUUUGUACCUUUUUUACAGUUCAGAUGAACAUCUGUAUGUCUGUACUGAAAGAAGCUGCUAUUUUAUUCUCAUUUUCUUUUGUGGUUGUAAUAUAUAUCUAUAUGUAAAAGAGAUCCUUCGGGUUGAAUCCUUUACUGUGUCCACUACAGUCCAUUUUCUUAUGCUUGUACUUUUGCAGAAAAAAAAAGAAAAAAACUAUAUACUAUUUAUAAUUUGUGCCCCUAAGUGAAAAGUUUUUACCCCCAUCUUCUCUUCCCUUGUCUUUAUCUCAACCCAGUAUUGAGUGUUUUUUCUGAAAUUAGAGCUUUUUCCUGUCACUUGGUUACAAAUUGACAUUCGUCAUUAAGUUCAUGGUGGCACCAUCUGAACUCUUAGACGCCUGGUCAGCAGUCAAGCACUGUGUCUUACAUAACAUCAACCAGAAUCUCAGGUCAAAUUCAAAGUUGCAGACUCAUUUCCAUCGUUCCCCCCUCAGUUACUUCUGCCUUCAUCUCAUUUGCAAAGGCAUCUUAUCAUAACAUUUGUUUUGCUAUAUUUUUACCGGUUUAUUCCCAUUGCAUCUUAUCAUUAGUUCCUAAACCGGUUCUCACGGCCCCCCAGACGGUCUAUGUUUUACCUAUAUGCAUAUGUGUAAGGAUUUUGGAUAGAGCAAAAGUGUGGACCCUCUGGUGUCCCCUUGAGGACUGAUUUGAGAACCACUAGUAGACUACUAUGUAGACCCCUGAAGUUAUGAAUUAUUUUGUGGGUCACAACAUGCCCAAAUAAGGAGCUCUGGGUCUGAGCUGUUUUUCUCUGUGGGAAAAUUUUAAUUGCAUUUUCAAAAAUCUCUGUGUAAACAAAAACAUCCUGUGUCAGUUUUUCCCAUGACCAUCACUGAAUCCUCAUUAAGGGGUCUAAUAUGAAUAUUGCUAGUUCAAGCUAAUACUCCUAAGCAUUGAAAUGACGUUGCAUGAAAGACUACUACUAUAUAGGGAUGCUCAGGUUUUAAUUUUUAUGGUGGAUUCCAAUAAUUUUACAGCCAAAUUGGCCAAUUUUUCUGUUUUUUUUUUUUAAACACUUAAAACACACUAGCAAAUUUCCAGCACUUCCUUAGAUUAGCAAUUUAUCCCAGUAUAAAUAACAUUUUUUGCGCUUUUUUGAGACAGACUGUUUUUUUUUUUAAAUCUUAAAUGAAAAAUCAGUUGUCUAAACAACAUGAAACAUCAAAUUGAGAGGGAACUGGCUACUUAGAACAUUAAGUCUUCCAUAAUUAUGCUGUGAUAUUUUGGUACAGGUCUAUCAGCAGCUUUCAAAUACAGUUUGAGUGCACCUACCCAGCUCACAUCAUUUACAUAAUGAAAAUACAACACUGAUUGGCUGAAAUAAAAAUAAUAAAAUGGCAGAUUGCCAAAUGCAUGCUGGGAGCAAAAAUUGCCCAAAUCCGUUCUUUGUGUGUCCCUGCUACUGUACUUCUAUAACAGCGUCUGCUAAGUACUGCUAGAGCUUGUUGAGUGCCACAUUUGACACAGCUUCUUGGUUCGUGGGGGUAUUUUGGUAAGCUUACACGUAGCAAUAUUCAUAUUUCACGUACUUAAAGCUUUGGGGGAAAAGAUUUGGGGUUUGGAGACCUCAUUGGUAGAAAUGUUUAAUUGCGCACAGAACAUUUUGUAACAUGGGUCAUGUUUUGGACCCCUUCCCCGAGAGGAUGAAUCUGAUGGGUGUGAACGUGUGGAAAGAGAAUUCAAAGAGAACUUGGUCAAAAUUUGGUGAAAGACAUGUCUUCCAACAAUGUGAGAGAAUGAUCUACUAUUGUCAUCAUAUCUUCAUCAGUAUAACGUUGAUUUUGUAUUUGAGACCCAAACAUCUUUCUGAGCCUUUGUGUGCAACAUUUAAUGCGGAAAAUUAAAUGUUAUCCGAAAACCCCCACUAAAUACGACCUGACACCUCGGGCUUUUACAUGUCUAUUUCAGGCUUUACAGAUAUUGUGGGUUUUUGUGUGUUUUUUUCGCUUUAGAAGCUCUUUUGUUUACCGCAGGUUGUGAUCAGGUGAUUUUUGAAAAUGCUGUUUCAUUUUUCCCCAUAGAGAGAAAUGGUGUAGACCUGGAGUUCCUUUUAUGGGCAUGUAUUUGACUGCAACACUUUCCCAGAGAUGUGUAGACCUUAUACUUCAUUGCCACCAUGUUUAUCUAAACUCAGUUGCCCACCUGCUAGCAUUGAAAAGGAUAUGAUUUUGCAUCUCUAUGCAGAUCUAGUGUUAACAUGAAAUGUUACAAAUAUACAUUAGAGAGGUCACUUUCAUACAUUUCACAGUCAAUCAAAGGUCAAUCAACUAGCGCCAGUUAUGUAUGUUUUGUUUGUUUUGAAGGAUUUCUUUCAUAGCCUAAUUCACUUCCUCUUUCCCUCUCCUCCCUUUUUAUUUUCAUUAUUUAUUUUGAUUUUUUCGUGAUAUGUUGAAAAUCACUGUACAAAUCCCCUUUUGAUUAAGUGUUACAUUUGAGAUAUUUUUAUAUAUUUUUUUCAUGACUUUGGGACUUUUUUUUCAUUUCUCCUUCAAGCAUUUAUCUACCUCACCCUUUUUUAUGAAUAUAUAUGUACCUGUAUAUAAAGAAAAUUCAUCUGAUUCCUCCCCAACACCCACCCCAACCCCCCACACGCACCGAAAAAUGGACAAUGUUACUGCUCUGUGUAUCUGGGUAAACCUCAAACACUACAAAACCACAAACCUAGCAGUGGAGAAGUGCUGGCAUUGUGGACGUUUGUACAAACUGGCUGCUUUUCUUAUUUCCCUAUAAGAAUCUCCAAUUUGUUCAUUAUUUAUUUGAGAGAUUAAACCGUGAAAGGACAGGCCUUAUGAGUUAGCUUCAAAUGUGCUGGAACUUUUGCUGACAAUUAAUUUAUUCUUCUUUUGUCUCGCUAAGACGGGGGGGGGAGCAAUCGGUACACAAACCUAAACAGUCAAAUCGGGACGUGCUGAGUUACAGUUGGAGUGAUAUGGUCCUUUCUUCAUGUUUUAUUCUCCUCCCCUGGUGUUCGAUCAUCUGGUUAGUAGUCUUUUCUCUCAAGCUUUAUUUUCAUUGUACUUUUUUUUUUCCACUAUGAUGUUUUUUGGAAUCCAAACACAAAUCGAAAUGAAAACACUUCUGCUGCAAAUCGCAACGAACGCUGUUGACUGUAUAUUGUUGGCCUAUGAUCCGGUGCUGUUUGUCAGGUGUAUCGAAUGUAUGUUCUGGUGAGAUUUCAUUGAUUUUUUUUCUGGGCCUUGGAAAGCUGAACCACUUUCAGAAUCAAUCUUGAUGGAGUUUGCAGUUACAUUGGAUGGACUGUUCACUUUAACUGUAAUUAAAAGAAAACGUUCCCUUGUUCUUUUACAUGAUGCAGCCAACAGUCAGUACGGAUAGGGUUUGUUUGAAAACGGGUUUGAUGACGGGUGGUCUGGGUAGCUUUUUUUUUUUAGUCGUCAUCAUCAUCACCCUCUCUUUCUACAAUCGCUGCUUAUAACGGCACAAUGUGUGUCAAUCUGAGCAAUUUCAGGACUGCUGAUGAAACAGGUAGCUGAAGAGGACGGAGUGAUCAAAAAUGCCAACUUUCUUCUUUUUUCGUCCUUCAGCGUUUUUAAAUCUGGUCUCUACCUGCCGCAUCUGUAGCAUAUCGUUGAUUGUCGUGGGUGAUACUUUUAGCACACCUAGAACUGAAAAGUCUAACAAGGAGAUUGCAAGUUCGCCCCCCAGCGUUGCCACAGCCAUCCGUUUGCCAGGAGUCCAAGAGAACGUUACAUUAUGCUCACAGUUAAGGUUCUUCACGCUUACACAAACCAUUUACAGAAGAGAUUCUUUAUAGAGCUAAAAUGACUCUUCUGUGGAAUUGCUCACCUUUUUUAAUGAGUGUAAAUUAGGGUGAAAAUUUGGCCAAAAACAAACAGAAAAACUGUUGAGAAACACGCUUAUAGUAGAAGCCGACGGGCUCGUGGUAAAGCCAUGGAGAUAUUGUAGAGAAUAAUUUUGUUGCAUUGCCUGAAUUCAGAAAGAAAAAAGACUAUUGACUCAACUCACUUAUACUAGACAUCAUUGGGCAGUUCUGUGAAUUAACUGUAUGAAAUACAUGACUAAAUUUGAUUUUGAGGCAAACUAGUCCGACCUCUGAACGAGCAAGUUAUACAGAAUUACAAAUACAUAUAUGGAAUAUACAUAUAUAUAUACAAUAAAUAAAUGGAAAUUGUGCACUAAAAUCAGCAGAAAAAUGCCAUAUUUAAGUGUGUUCACUGUAGAGGAUGUGUCAACUUGUUUUCACUUGGAAAAUCCACAAAACAUAACAAGGCGUGUUCAAACUUUUGGCAUAUGACCGUACAUUUCAAUGUUUUACAUUGGCCCACUGGCUUCUGUUUUGGCUGAGUUUGCAGUGGUUUUGAGUUUGGGUAAACUCUUGUCUGUGGUAGUCGGUCAUACGCUGCAGAUGCUGAAGAUGGAGAUUUGGUGGGAAAAUGUUGGAAUAUUCCCAUAAAUUUCGAGUUUUAAGCAGAUACAGUACUUUUGCUUAGUGCUUCAAGAACAAACCUGGUCCUGAUGAUCCUGGUUCUCCUCACUCAGAACUUCAGUAAUUCUGUCUCUACUCAAACAUACCCACUCUCUCUCUUUUUUCGUCUUUCUCUCUCUUUAAUCUGCAAUACCAUUCCAAGUGAUGGCGUCCGAAUCCGUGGCCCCAUCCACUAUGGGCUAGAUGUACUCAGGGCUGAAGGUUGGGGGGCAUCCCGGAACAGGAGGGGCCUUGAGCGGCCCAAGAGCCUUCUCUGCUCUGCUGCUGAUGAUAUUGCUGCUUCCGAUCAUUUUUAUGUAAUGCAUUUCCGAAUUCUUGGACACUUACGGCGUACUCCACGAGUACAUGACGACCGACAAGAGAGGGUAGAUGACGUUGAUGGGAAACGAUGGCUUAAUCUAGAUCUCUUAAAAAACAAAAAAAUAAUUUAAAAAAAAAAAACAACUUUUAUACACUUUAUUCCA
Molecule: messenger RNA, 10725 nt
Organism: Colossoma macropomum (tambaqui)
Lineage: Eukaryota; Metazoa; Chordata; Actinopteri; Characiformes; Serrasalmidae
Gene: igf1rb
Product: insulin-like growth factor 1b receptor
Exons: 21
Coding region: 19-4206 (1395 amino acids)
Biological process (GO): insulin-like growth factor receptor signaling pathway; protein autophosphorylation; positive regulation of phosphatidylinositol 3-kinase/protein kinase B signal transduction
Cellular component (GO): axon; membrane; insulin receptor complex
Molecular function (GO): insulin receptor activity; insulin receptor substrate binding; phosphatidylinositol 3-kinase binding
Source: RefSeq, a predicted model, not a curated record